GUGCACAAUUUCAUAUGUGCGUUACAUUUGAUGACAUCCAAUGUUAUAAGUGCAAAUGUACGCGUAUGAUAUGUGCUUAUUAAUUCAUGUAGGGAGAUUGCAACAGAAAUAUUUAAUUACUAGCUGGCCAUUAAACUCUCGCCAUCUUACUAACAAGGUUUCAGAAACCUGGAGAUUAUAGAUCAUUACUUUGAACUGAAACCGUGCUACUUCCAUAUUCUUCACAUUUAAAACAACCAAUAAAAGAUUUUGUGGUUUACAUUCUAUCCUUCAGCAAUAAGUUAAAUCAGAUUGCUUAUAAUUGGCGGAAAAUUCUUUGAAUCCAUAUUUCGUAAUGCAGUGGAAAUCUAAGAAAAUUGAGGCAAAGGAUACUACUUUCAAUCCUGACAAUAUUGGUGAUAUCGACUUCAGUAGUGAAGAUCUUGAACAGGAAUUACUUGACUUAUUGCAUAAUGAUCCAACCCUUGAGAUUUCUAAUAAAUCUUCGUCUUUUGAUCAGGAUGAAAAAAACUGUGAUGAAGACGAUGAAUUGUUACUUGCUGAACUAGUAAAAUCAAUGGAAAGUGGGAAAUCUGCUGUACCUAACAGAGCUAAUAAGAUGGAUGAAUUAGAAAUCAACGAAGAUAUUUUCGGCAAUCAAAAGACAAGUACUGGUAGUACUUCCAAGUCGCCUCAUCAAACAUCGGGGUUCGAAGGAAGUGAUUUUGGAUCGUCAUUGCUGAGUUCUCCAAGAAACAGUGGUCUGACAACGAAUUCAAAGGUACCUUCAAAUAAUAAUGCUUUGGGAAAUAGUUCAGGAAGUACUUUAAAACCGACUGCCGCUGAUGUAAAACCUGAUAUUCGUCAAGCUGUAUUGGAUUAUAUCAAUCCAAAAACUUCUAAUUCUGGUCUAGAUUUAUUAAAAAAUCGUCAUAAAGAAUACAAAUUAGCUGCUUUGAAAGCUCGGGAUACAGGCCAACUAGGGAAAGCAAAAGAAUUAUUGGAAGCAUCAAAAUGUAUUGGAGAAGCUAUCGUGAAUAUAGAAGCUGGCAAAGAAACAUUCGAUCCAGAGACAGACUUACCUCCUCCGCCAUCGGAGUAUGAAUUCUCUAAUGAGGGGGAUCCAAACAAUGAAACUGUGAUCGCUCAGCCACCACCUUCAUCUCAGCCUGUAAAAUCGACUAUACCAGAUAUUAUGAAAACGUCUAUUGUUUGCACAGAAAAUAUCUUAGCUCGUAUAACCUACUAUAAAGAAAAAUUAAAGGAAAUAACCAACGAUGACUCAAAGAAACGUCGUUACAAUCGUAUUCUCACACGGUAUGAUGAAGGACUGAGAGCUUGUGAACAUGGAGUUACUUCGUUUGAAUUUGAAGAGUUGGUCCCACCUCCAGGUUAUCCUCCACUUACUGAUCGUUCUAAAUUAAGUAAAAAUGUAAAAUUAUCUAACAAUGAUCCAAAAACAUCUCUUGCAAAACCUAGCUCUGGGCAUCCAAUAAAAAAUAAAACGGAAGCAAUUGUUGAACUAUUAACUAAACGUCAAGAUGAGUUGAAACAAGCCGCUAAAGCUGCAAAACAAUCUGGUAAUAUUGAAUUGGCUAAAAUGUACAUACGAUCGGUUCUUGGAAUGAAUCAAAUGAUACAAGCUGCUGAAGCUGGCUUACCAAUAGAUUUAACUCAGUUACCACGGCCACCUGCACUUACUGAUUCUAAUCCAUCUAGACCUAUAUUAAGUGGAUUAAAAUGUGAUCCACCUGUAAAGUAUGCCGUUGCUUUUAAUUCUUUAUCAGGUGAUCAAUUAUUUAAAACAUACUCAGAAAUUUUAUCAGAACAAGAACAACUAAUUAACAAUUUAAUAAAUCAACAUCGUCGUAAUGGUGGUGCUAAUGCACAUUCGAUAUUAUCGAAAUUAUCUGAUUUACUUAGUGUGAAUACGUGUAUCAAGAAAUUAUUAUCUAAAUACAAUCAACAUGUAUCUAAUUUAACCGCAUAUUUUGAAUAUGCCAAUUUGCCUAAAUGUAAUUUGAAUGCUGAAUUAGCGGAUGAUAUACUUGAAGUUAGUAAUAUUCAUGGUAUAGCUUAUCCACUUCCAUCACAUUAUUCAAAUAUUGAUACUUAUGUUGAAGUUGAAUUCAGUUUAAAUAAUGCCAAUCCACCAAUGAAGUUAUCUACCAAUGUAGUUAAAUCAAGUAGUGAACCAAUAUAUAGUCAAUCAGUUAAAGAAUUUCGUGUAAAUACAAAAAGUCAUUCAUAUAGACGAUUUGUUCAGAAUAAUCGUUGUCUAAAAGCAACAGUAUAUUACAAUCGUGGUAUAUUUCGAAGCUGGGGUGUACUAGGUAUAACUGAAAUUCCUCUUACUGGACUUGUCCAAUCGGCAACCGUAACUCAUGUUGGUGAUUUGAAAGAAGGUCGUAAAGUAGUAGGGGGUCGUCUACAAGUACAAUUAAGACAACGUGAAUCACUUAGUGGAGAAACUGUUGUUUAUCAACAACAGCCUUGGCUUUUAUUAUCUGCACCGAAACAGAUUAAUGAAUCACCUAAACUUAUUGAAAUCGAAAAUUCAAAAAAUAAUCCCGUUUCCUCAUCUUCUUUGUCUACGCCAAAACAGACUGAUUCACCUAAAUCUAUCAGAAGUGAAAAUAUAAGGCAUAGCCCUGUUCCUUCAAUUUCAUCAAAACAAACUAAUUCACCUAAACCUAUCAGAAUUGAACAUGCAAUGAAUAAUCCUAUUUCUUCUUCUUCUUCUUCUUCUGUCUCUACAAAAGCAACUAAUUCUGUUUCAUCGUCAUCAUCUCGUGUUGUUAUCGUAAGAAACAUAGAUAAUUCUUAAUUGUUUCAUUAAUUGAAUACAUAUUAUGAUACUUUAUAUUUCACUUGAAAUGUCAUGCAUCAAGAAAUCAAGUACAGAUUUGCUUUUUUUUAAUAUCAAAUGAACAUAGAAUUACCUAUUACAAUGAUUAUUCGAAGGAUAAUUCUAUCUAUAUUCAUGUAUCAUUUCAAAGAGAUGUUUUAUGUAUAUAAUUCAUUUGGUAAUAAUGAAAUUUCUAAUAUUACAAAAUUCUUUUUCUUUCUUUUUUUUAAUUUCCACAAGUCAUUUUUGAUUUGUUUUCUUUCUUUUUUCUUUUUGAAAAAAAACUAUUUUCAGUAGUACUAUAAUUCUCAUUAGAUAUUUGGUUUCUUGUAUUUACUGAUUAUGAAUCAGUUAUAAGUAGUAUAUUGACAACUGGUAGGAUUUUUCAUCAGUUUAAUUUGUCACAUAUUUACUUAUGAGUAAUUUAUCUCUAGGAGUAAACAAUUUAGUACUGAUGAAAUUUCAUUCAAACUUCUGGAAAUUGUUUAUUACAAAUGAUUGACUGAUAUAAUAAUAUUUAUAAUCCAAGCUUUUGAACACUUGCGUUGGUUGAAAUAAUUGAUAGUCACAUAUUCAUAUAUCAGAAGGGGUUUUGUAAAGAUUGUAGUAAUUUCAACAGUUGAGAUCAUGAGUCAAUUGAAGCUAGACCACCAUGGAAAACCUGGAAGCACUGGACGACCGUUUCGUUCUAUUGUGGGACUCUUCAGCAGUGCGCAUCCAUGACAUAUUCAUGUGACGAUUACGAGAUGGAGAAGAUUUGUAGCUGAUGUGGAUAAUUUAGGUGGAGUUUUGUUCUAUGAGCUAGAUGGUUUGUUCGUGGAGCUUUUAUUGUUCAUCUGAACAACAUCAUUAGCACAAACUUCUACCUGACUUUUUUUGACGAUGAUGUUGUUCAGAUGAACAACAAGAACUCCACGACCAAACCAUCCAAAUUACAGAACAAGACCACCUAAAUGUGACCAUUAUGUUAUUUUGUACAUGC
Schistosoma curassoni is the source of this 3809-nucleotide messenger RNA. The record is from the annotation of a GenBank genome assembly. NCBI's taxonomy places the organism in Eukaryota, Metazoa, Platyhelminthes, Trematoda, Strigeidida, Schistosomatidae.